Diaporthe citri is the source of this 3261-nucleotide messenger RNA. RefSeq lists its product as uncharacterized. The record is from RefSeq and is a predicted model, not a curated record. Gene Ontology annotation, molecular function: L-glutamate dehydrogenase (NAD+) activity. NCBI's taxonomy places the organism in Eukaryota, Fungi, Ascomycota, Sordariomycetes, Diaporthales, Diaporthaceae. The transcript has 4 exons. Gene Ontology annotation, cellular component: mitochondrion. The coding region runs from base 1 to 3261 and encodes 1086 amino acids.
AUGGCAGCCACAACACUACGGUCACCCAUCACUCCGGGGUUGACGAUCAAGACUGACUUCGAGGGCUGUGAUAGAUUUCCUACGUACAUAGACCCUUUUGAAGAUUCUGACGAAACCGUCAUCGACGAGGCCAGCAUGCCUUCUUCCGCAUCUUCCAGCCCUCUCAACCCCAGCCAGCGGCUGGUUGAGAAGGUUAGGGAAGAUCCUUCGCGACACGCUUCACCUCAGCCCACCUCAGUUCAUGUUCCCACCCUCUCCAGGACAAAUGGCGGCAACGGCUACAGGGUGAUGCGGUCGGCCACGGUAGGGUACGUUGCCCCCGAGUUCAAGGGCAAGGCGGAUCAGAUGAAUCAAGUCCGGGAAUUGAUCCUGAAGAAUGAUUGGAUUCCUGAGAGCCGUGUAGACGCCCAGAUUGCGUGGUUCUACAAUGACCUUGGUAUCGACGAUGUAUAUUUCGAGCUCGAGACUACGCCCGUUAUUGCAGACCAUAUCACUGCCCUUUAUGCCGCUAAGGUGGCCGCCUACUCUCGCAAGGACAAGCGAGAAGAGAUCCGGCUGGACAUGGAGGCUAGUGACCAUGCCAUCUACAUCGACACCAGUGAGCCCGGGAAGAGUGCCGUUGGAGGCCCUCGUUUCGAAACCAGGCUGGAGAACAAGUACCUGGACGGCAACCUUACCGACCGAUUUCGUGUGGAAACCUUCCGGUCUUCAGGAGUACUGGGCGACAAAGCCGAUGCGAAGGCUUCCCUGCGCUGCUACUUCGUCUACCAGUGCCAAUUUGUUGAGCCCAAAGCCGACCCUAACGAAACUCGCCUGGAAGUCAUCAGCGACCGCAUGUUCCUAGCCAAGGCCACCGACAACACGAAGCAGAUGUACCGCGAGAUCAUUGAGGUCGCUGUCAGCCGUACGGGUCCAGUGAUUGAAGUGUUUGACCAUGCCGGGUCCCAGGAGAAGCGCCUCGUUGUCGCUUUCCGGUCGCGCACGGCCAGAGGCAUGUUCAGCGCUCUCUCUGACCUAUAUCACUACUACGGAGUGACAAGUUCCCGGAAAUACGUCGAACAGUUCUCAAAUGGAAUAACAGUCAUGAGUAUAUACCUCAAGCCUGCGACAAACCUCGGCAGUGGGUACCCACCGUUCGACCAGUCCAUCCACCAGAUCAUGAAGGAGACAUCACUCCUGUACUGCAUCCCCCAGAACAAGCUGCACCCGCUCUUCACCUCCGGUCAGCUGAGUCUGCAAGAGGCCAUCUACGGUCACUGUGUCUGGGUAUUUACCCAGCACUUCUUGAACCGUCUUGGGUCGGGAAUACAGAUCCUGUCCAAGCUGAAGCGCCGGUUGAGAACCGAGACUUUCACGCCCGACUAUAUUCUAGAGAUCAUCGCCUCAUUCCCUCAACUUGUUCGGUCCUUGUACGCCUCAUUCGCCAAGGUUCACCUCAGCGUUGGCCCAGAGUUCGAGCGACACACCAUCGAUCCCACACCCGCUGUGGAGAUCCUGUCCGACGAGCAGUUGAAGGCUCUUAUAACGAGGGAGGUCUCGACAGACCACGAGGAGAUGGUCUGGAAUGCCGCUCGGGCUUUCAACAACGCCAUCCUGAAGACCAACUAUUUCACGCCCACAAAGGUGGCUCUCAGCUUCCGUCUAGAUCCAUCUUUCCUGCCAGAGGUCGAAUACCCCAAGCGGCUGUUUGGAAUGUUCCUUGUCAUCUCAGCCGAGUCCCGUGGAUUCCAUCUUCGAUUCAAGGACGUCGCCCGCGGCGGUAUCCGAAUCGUGAAGUCUCGGAGCAAGGAGGCCUACGCCAUUAACGCGCGCAACAUGUUCGAUGAGAACUACGGCCUGGCAAGUACGCAGCAGCGGAAGAACAAGGACAUUCCUGAGGGCGGUUCCAAGGGCGUGGUUUUGCUAGACCCCAAACAGCAAGACAAGGCCCAGGAGGCAUUCGAGAAAUACAUCGACAGUAUCCUGGAUCUGCUACUUCCGGCUGAGACCCCCGGCAUCAAAAACCCUAUUGUCGACCUUUACGGUAAGCAGGAGAUUCUGUUCUUGGGCCCGGAUGAGAACACAGCCGAUCUUGUCGACUGGGCUACCGAGCACGCCCGUGCCCGCGGUGCCCCUUGGUGGAAGUCUUUCUUCACCGGCAAGUCUCCCAGACUGGGUGGUAUUCCUCAUGACCACUACGGUAUGACAACACUCAGUGUGCGAGAGUAUGUCAAGGGCAUCUACCGCAAGCUGGAGCUCGACCCCGCCACCGUCAAGAAGAUGCAGACCGGUGGCCCCGACGGUGACUUGGGAAGCAACGAAAUCCUGCUCAGCAACGAGAAGUACACGUCGAUCGUGGACGGCUCUGGAGUGCUUGUCGACCCCAACGGCCUCGACAAACAGGAGCUCAUUCGCCUGGCCAAGGAGCGUGUCAUGAUUUCUCAGUACGAUUUGUCCAAGCUGUCCAAGGACGGUUACCGAGUUCUCUGCGACGACUCGAACAUCACGCUUCCCAGCGGUGAGUUUGUCGGCAACGGUACCUCUUUCCGCAACACCUAUCACCUCCGCGACACCGGCUUCACCGACAUGUUCGUCCCUUGCGGUGGUCGUCCGGAGUCGAUCGACCUUGUCAGUGUGGCCAAGCUCAUCAAGGAUGGCAAGUCGACAAUACCUUACAUCGUCGAGGGUGCCAACCUUUUCAUCACCCAGGACGCCAAGCUGCGUCUCGAAGAGGCUGGAUGUGUCGUUUUCAAGGAUGCAAGUGCCAACAAGGGUGGUGUAACCUCGUCCUCCCUGGAGGUCCUGGCAUCGCUCAGCUUCGACGAGGAGGGCUUCGUCCAGCACAUGUGCCACGAUGCCAGGGGCAACGCGCCCGAAUUCUAUCGGGCAUACGUCAGGUCGGUGCAGGACAAGAUCCGCGAGAACGCCAGGCUCGAGUUCGAGGCCAUCUGGCGCGAGCACGAGGAGACGGGCCUCAAGCGGUCUGUCCUGUCCGACAAGCUGUCGGUGGCCAUCACCGACCUGGACGAGGAGCUGCAGCACAGCGACCUCUGGAAGAACAUCGGCAUCCGCAAGGCCGUCCUGCGCGACGCCCUGCCGCAGCUCCUGCUGGACAAGAUCGGCCUGGACACGGUCAUCGACCGGGUCCCAGACUCGUAUCUCUGUGCUAUUUUCAGCUCGUACCUGGCCAGCCGUUUUGUGUACGAAUUCGGCAGCCAGCCGAGCCAGUUCGCCUUCUACGACUUCAUGUCGAAGAGGAUGUCCAAGAUUGCGCAGGAUUAG